AUGAAGUCACUUACCACCGCAAUUAUCGCGAGCUCUUUGCUGAGUCUCGGAGUUGCUGGCGAUGGUGUAUACGUCUGCCCCGGUCCCAACUGGACACCAAGCAACCUGUGCAUAGAUGUUCAAAUGACCGAUGGUGGCUGUUGGACUUCGCCCUGGGAGACUCUGGGAUCAAUCGGACCCGACUCAGGCUGGAUCUGCUCAAUGUUUGUUGAGCCCGGCAACUGCGUCGCCACCUCUGGUAACCUCAACUCUGGUGGCAUCUGGCCCCCUGGAAUUGCCGAUUUGCAAACCUGGAACGAUGGACAUACUGGCAAGUGGACUGGAUACUGGUUCAACGAGGCGAGAUCAGUUCAGUGUAUCCGUGGCUAA
Messenger RNA from Trichoderma virens Gv29-8, 369 nucleotides. RefSeq lists its product as uncharacterized. NCBI's taxonomy places the organism in Eukaryota, Fungi, Ascomycota, Sordariomycetes, Hypocreales, Hypocreaceae. The coding region runs from base 1 to 369 and encodes 122 amino acids. The transcript is spliced from 3 exons. The record is from RefSeq and is a predicted model, not a curated record.